Messenger RNA from Necator americanus (New World hookworm), 3915 nucleotides. RefSeq lists its product as uncharacterized. The record is from RefSeq and is a predicted model, not a curated record. Gene Ontology annotation, cellular component: plasma membrane. Bases 1 to 3915 code for a protein of 1304 amino acids. The transcript has 33 exons. Gene Ontology annotation, molecular function: ATP binding; ABC-type transporter activity; ATP hydrolysis activity. Gene Ontology annotation, biological process: transmembrane transport. NCBI's taxonomy places the organism in Eukaryota, Metazoa, Nematoda, Chromadorea, Rhabditida, Ancylostomatidae.
AUGGGUUUCCUUGGUAAGAAAGGAAAAGGAUCUAUUAGCGAGGAUGAGAAGAAAGAAGUAGAAAAGCAGUGCAAACGGAUCGAUUCCUCCCCACCAGACAUGAGAUCGUUUUUCCGAAGAGGACCGGCGAACACCACGGCUGAGGAGAAGUUGCUGGAUUCGAAAAAGAGUACAGAAGAAGUUCCGAAGGCGACAGUAAUUCAACUGUUCCGCUAUGCUUCCACAUUCGACAGGGUGCUACUGCUUACUGGUGGCCUUGUUGCUAUGGCUACAGGUGUUGGUAUGCCUUUGAUGUCGAUUAUUAUGGGUAAUGUCUCUCAAAACUUUAUGAAUGUUACGGGAAAUUUCACAACUGUCCAUCAAUUCGAACAUGACGUCAUUCAAAACUGUUUGAAAUAUGUUUAUUUGGGAUGUGGUAUAUUUGCAGCGGCUACAAUACAGGCGAUGUGUUUCCUAACAGUUUGUGAGAAUUUGGUGAAUCAGUUGCGACGGGAAUUCUUCAAAGCGAUUCUUCGACAGGAUAUUACGUGGUUCGAUAAAAAUCACUCAGGAACCCUCGCCACGAAACUCUUUGAUAAUCUUGAACGAGUAAAAGAAGGUACCGGUGACAAACUUGGACUUAUGAUUCAAUUCGUUGCACAGUUUUUUGGUGGAUUUAUAGUGGCUUUUACUUACGAUUGGAAGUUGACAUUAAUUAUGAUGUCACUCGCUCCAUUUAUGAUCAUCUGUGGAGCAUUUAUAGCGAAGUUGAUGGCUACCGCGGCUACGAGAGAAGCGAAAAAAUACGCAGUGGCUGGUGGAAUCGCUGAGGAAGUGCUGUCCUCAAUGAGAACUGUGAUCGCCUUCAACGGACAGCCGUACGAAUGUGAAAGGUACGACAAAGCGUUGGAGGAUGGGAAAUCAACCGGCAUAAGGAAGUCACUUUAUAUCGGACUCGGUCUCGCCCUCACCUUCCUCAUUAUGUUCUCCUCAUAUUGUCUCGCGUUUUGGGUUGGAACCGAUUUCGUCUUCAAAGGUGAAAUGUUGGGAGGAAACGUGAUGACGGUGUUCUUCUCUGUGAUGAUGGGAUCAAUGGCUCUUGGUCAGGCUGGGCCACAAUUUGCCGUUCUAGGCACUGCAUUGGGUGCCGCUGGUUCUCUCUAUCAAAUCAUCGAUAGAGAACCGGAGAUCGACGCUUAUUCCCCGAGCGGCGUAAGGCCGAAGAAUCUUAAGGGGAAAAUCUCUGUGUCAAAUGUGAAAUUCACCUAUCCAACAAGACCGGAUGUGCCAAUUUUGAAGGGUAUUUCCUUCGAAGCGAAUCCCGGUGAAACUGUCGCUUUGGUUGGAUCUAGCGGUUGUGGAAAAAGUACCAUAAUCCAACUAUUGUUACGAUACUACAAUCAACAAGAUGGAAAGAUCACCAUAGACGGGGUUGAGAUCGAUAAGAUCAAUAUCGAAUUCCUACGCAACUACAUUGGUGUAGUGUCACAGGAGCCAGUGUUGUUUAACACAACAAUCGAACAGAACAUCCGUUAUGGACGAGAAGAUGUUACCGAGGGUGAAAUCAUCGCAGCUCUCCGUAAAGCGAACGCGUACAACUUCGUGCAGAGCUUCCCUGAUGGUAUAAGAACUAAUGUUGGCGAUCGUGGAACACAAAUGUCUGGAGGACAGAAACAGCGUAUAGCGAUAGCACGUGCCUUAGUGAGAGAUCCGAAGGUGCUUCUUCUGGAUGAGGCUACUAGUGCACUGGAUGCGGAAAGCGAAAGCGUUGUCCAGCAAGCUCUCGAAAAUGCGUCGAAAGGACGAACCACCAUCGUAAUUGCCCACCGUCUGUCGACUAUUCGAACCGCCGACAAAAUUAUAGCGAUGAAGGACGGAGAGGUGAUUGAAGUUGGUACUCAUGACGAGUUAAUUGCUCGAAAAGGCCUCUACUACGAAUUGGUGAACGCUCAAGUUUUCGCCGAUGUGGAUGAAAAAUCUGGAGCUGGUCAGAUCCGUAGCGGAUCUAUCACAUCUCGCAGGUCAAGCACAUCUUCCACGGCUCCAGAGUUAAGACGUCUCAAAUCUCAGCAGUCUCAUUCUGAAAAGGCGCCGAUCUCAAUGGAUCAAAAUGAUCCAGUAAAAGCAGAGAAGGAUCUGGAGAGGCUUAAGAAAGAGCUCGAAGAAGAAGGAGCAGUGAAAGCAAAUCUCUUCAAAAUUCUACGAUAUGCUCGUCCUGAAUGGGGUUUUCUGAUUCUUGCUGUGUGUUCUUCGAUAGUGCAAGGCUGUGUCUUCCCAGCAUUUUCCUUGUUCUUCUCGCAAAUUAUCGAAGUGUUUUCUAAACCGCCUGGUGACGCAUCAUUGAAGAGUGACGGACAUUUCUGGGCGCUAAUGUUCCUCGUCCUCGGUGGAGUCGAAGCUAUUACGAUGAUAAUCCAGUGCUUCUUCUUUGGAAUGUCAGCUGAACGGUUGACGAUGAGGCUCAGAUCGAACGUGUUCCACAAUGUAAUGCGUAUGGAUGCCGCUUACUUUGACAUGCCUCGUCAUUCACCCGGGAAAAUCACCACUCGUCUUGCCACUGACGCUCCUAAUGUUAAAUCGGCGAUUGACUACCGACUGGGGUCUGUCUUCAACUGUGUCGUUUCUGUUUGUGCCGGUAUCGGAAUCGCCUUCUACUACGGUUGGCAGAUGGCUUUGUUGACAAUCGCCAUCUUCCCACUGGCCGGUGUUGGACAAGCAAUUCAGAUGAAAUUCAUGUCUGGAAAAGCAACAAAUGAUGCGAAGGAAAUGGAAAACAGCGGAAAGAUCGCUAUGGAAGCCAUCGAGAAUAUACGAACCGUCCAAGCUUUAACAUUGGAGCAUCGGCUACACGCUCAAUUUUGUCGACAUUUAGAUGGACCUCAUAAAACUAGUAGAAGGAGAGCAGUAAUGCAGGGUUUUUCCUACGGUUUUGCUUGCAGUAUUUUCUAUUUCUUGUACGCAGCAGCAUUCCGUUUCGGCUUGUGGCUGAUCAUAAGAGGCACUCUUCCUCCUAUGAACGUUCUGAGAGUGCUCUUUGCUAUAUCGUUCACUGCUGGAAGUAUGGGCUUCGCCAGUGCCUACUUCCCCGAGUACAUUAAAGCGACCUUUGCUGCCGGUCUCAUUAUCAAUAUGCUAAACGAGGAGCCACGUAUUGAUGGAAUGACAAAAAAUGGCAAGAAACCGAAGCUCAGCGGUUCUAUUACACUGAAAAACGUUUACUUCAAAUAUCCAGAAAGACCUGAUGUUCCCAUACUUCAAGGACUUGAUAUAGCUGUGAAACCUGGUGAAACGCUCGCCUUAGUGGGUCCUAGCGGAUGCGGGAAGUCGACUGUGAUAUCGCUUUUGGAGCGGCUCUACGAUCCUUUGGAUGGUGUUGUGGCUAUCGAUGGUAACGAUCUACGUGAGGUGAAUCCAACUCAUCUACGCUCACAUAUCGCGUUAGUCUCGCAAGAACCAAUCCUUUUCGAUCGUUCAAUUAGAGACAACAUCGUCUAUGGUCUUCCAGCAGGAUCAGUUAAGGAAUCUGAUAUAAUAGAGGUUUCUGAGAAGGCGAACAUUCAUAAAUUUAUCAGCAAUUUACCAGACGGAUACAACACGAGAGUCGGAGAGAAGGGAACGCAGUUGUCUGGUGGUCAAAAGCAGAGAAUUGCUAUUGCUCGUGCACUUAUAAGGAAUCCACAGGUUCUACUGCUUGACGAGGCCACCAGUGCUUUGGAUACCGAGAGUGAAAAGCUUGUACAAGAAGCGCUUGAUAAAGCAUCUGAGGGAAGGACAUGCAUCGUGGUGGCUCAUCGUCUCUCAACGGUUGUGAACGCGAACUGUAUAAUGGUAGUUAAAUCAGGAAAAGUUGUUGAGAAAGGAACACACAACGAAUUAAUGCAUGCGAAAGGAGCAUACUGGGCUCUCACAAAGAAGCAGAACAUCUCUACUAAUUAG